CCUUUCGUCCAUGACUAUAGCUAUGACUGCCUCUUCCUCUAUAACAACCACCUCCCUGGAACCCACUUCAUCCUACGGGUACGACUCAUUCGGUACCAGCACCUCAUCUAGCACGGCCGCUUCAAACACCGACUCCGGAGAAUACCCCGUGUUCCCAAACGGCGCCUAUAUCUCCAGGUUCUAUGCUGUCUCGUCCCAGGAGUCUGGUCUCACCGACCUUGACAUCGAUCUCUACAAUGAAUGCUUCCUGCCGUAUAACCCGUUGCCACACCACAAUUUCCGCAGGGAUGACGCGACUGAAACAAUAUCCCCUAAGCCCACCUAUCUGAUUGACGAGGCUCCGUGUAAACGACAAGCGGCGAUUAAUUCUAAUUGCUACUUCCAAAACACAAACGGCACGUUUUCGGGCCUUCAUUUGUAUUCGGGCGAUUGGGACGUCCAGCAGCAAUGUUAUUGUGACAUAUAUCCCUUCUUUGACUCGGCGGCCGGUUGUCAGGAAUGUUUCAGAAAGCAUGGAGGCAUUGAGGGCUAUCACUGGUUCCCACAGAGUUACGUGAUGGGAGUCUCUAGCGCCUACUGUAGCGCCAAUCCCCAAACGACAGGUUUCUAUCCUUUCGCAAAUGAAUGGUCGACGAGUUCAGCGGCCAGUUUGCCUACUACCACUGCUGUUGAUAGCUUAGGCACGCAGACAGCAGCUAGUCUUUACUACACCUAUGCUGCGGAAAACACAGCUGCCGGUGGUGGUAGCUCAAGCGCGAAAAACAAUGCUGCAGCAAGCACGUGCCUGAGCUUGAAAAGAGCCCUAAUGGCCGCACUGCCACUGGUUUUAAUGCUAUCUCAGUGAGGUUGUAUGAAUUUGGACGAAACUCGGCGAAUAAUGAUGUAAUUAUAGGUGGUUCAAGCAGCUUAUCAGCUAGGGUUGAUCCAAGUCCCAUCAGCAUGAUGUCCUGCAACGGUCGUUGAGGGGAUUUGGAAUGAAAUGAAGAACGCAUUGAUUGCAACACUGAGAUUGCUGCGCUCUCC
Messenger RNA from Penicillium samsonianum, 1023 nucleotides. RefSeq lists its product as uncharacterized. The record is from RefSeq and is a predicted model, not a curated record. The transcript is spliced from 2 exons. Lineage: Eukaryota; Fungi; Ascomycota; Eurotiomycetes; Eurotiales; Aspergillaceae. The coding region runs from base 11 to 844 and encodes 277 amino acids.